This is a messenger RNA of Punica granatum (pomegranate), 1940 nucleotides long. The record is from RefSeq and is a predicted model, not a curated record. Lineage: Eukaryota; Viridiplantae; Streptophyta; Magnoliopsida; Myrtales; Lythraceae.
GUAAAUAAAAUUAAAUAAAAACAGACAGAUACACACCACAUUUUCUCCCAGCAGUAAUGGCUUUUGCCGCUCUCCUCCUCCUCCCUUCCACUAUCAUUGCCGCCCGCCACCACCCUUGUUCCCCCGCCGCCCCUCACCAAUAAACCGAUCAUUCUCUUCUUGUUCUUCUUCUUCUUCAAUUCGUCUUCUAUCAAUCAAUCGUAACUGUUUCAAUAUAUGGGCCGUUACUUCUCAUGCAAUGACGAGUCCGCCGUCUCCACCUGCGAUCCCUACAACUGGGACUGCAAGAGAGUAACCGCCACCGCCGGCGGAUCCAGUAAAGGGCGGCCCCCCGGAGCCGGUCGUAGUAGUAAUGCCUACGGCAAUAAGCCGGCAAGGAUCAGGAAGUUCUGUCAUUCCGAGCUCGUGGCCGCUACGGGCGGCUUCUCCGCCAACAGCUUCCUCGGCAAGGGCAGCCACGGGAGUGUCUACCGGGCGGUCCUCGAUGGUGGGAGGCUGACGGCCGCAGUAAAGAGGGCCAAAUUGCCUGCUGGCGGCAACUUCUACGAGAACGAGAUCGAAAUCCUGUCCCGGGUCCGAGGACCGAGGCUCGUCAACUUAAUUGGAGUUUGCGAGGAGGACAAUGAAUCGAUUGAGGAGCGGUUGAUAGUUGUCGAGUACAUGCCGAACGGGUGCCUUUACGACCUCCUGCACCGGAGCCAUCGACCGCCCGGUUGGACUGACCGGGUCCGGUUUGCUUUGCAGGUGGCCAGGGCGGUCCGGGGGCUCCACGAGUCGGAGCCGCCCGUCAUCCACCGGGACAUCAAGUCGUCGAACGUGCUGAUCGACGGGAAGUGGAACGCUAGGCUGGGAGAUUUCGGGCUGGCCCUGAGGGGACAGGUGGAAGACGUCCGGGCCCGCUCCACGCCCCCGGCGGGGACGAUGGGGUACCUUGACCCCGCGUACACCGCCCCGGGGGACCUGAGCGAGAAGAGCGACGUGUUCAGCUUCGGAAUAUUACUCUUAGAAAUCAUAAGUGGAAGGAACGCGAUCGACGUUAAUUAUAGCCCGCCCUCAAUCGUGGAUUGGGCCAUCCCACUAAUCAAGUUGCACAAGUUUAGAACCAUUCGCGACACAAGGAUCAGCCCGCCUGCAGACCCCGCAAUCAUGCGCCUCAUGGCAGUGUUGGCAGCGCAGUGCGUGAGGGAUGAUGCUCGGAGGCGACCCCGCAUGGCGGAGGUGGUGGAGAGGCUACAGAUGGCAAGGGAAAGGGUCCGGGCGAUACGAGUGUGGGGAAACUUGAGGCAGGGUACAGACCCAAUCAAUAACGGGGAGGACGUAGAGGUGGCAGUCGAAGCUAGUGACGAAGUCGGAUGGUCUAAGAAGAGUGGAAGGAAGACUAGGACUAGGAAAGUGUCCAAUGUGAAUCCUAUUUCGAAUGUGGAGUCCGGGAAAGACGGAUCGGGUGUGGCUACUGAAGGUUGCGGAGGUGGGCCGUCGGCUUCAGUGGCUAAUCAUCAAGUGGUCAGGUCCAGAUCGGUGGGGUCGUCUGGGUCGAGUUCCGCGAGGAGGAAGCAAGCGGGCCAUGGAGCGGCAGGGAACAAUAAAUGGGCGGUAGCGGUGAGGCUGAGCAAGUCCAGGUCUGUGGGUGCGCGUCUACCGGAUUAUUCCCGUGGGAGGGUGGUGUUCGGUGACGCGGAUUGUGCCGUCACCGGCGGGAACGAACGGUCGUCCGGGAUGAUUAUCAAGUUUGACAGUGAUUACGAGGAAGAAUCCGACAGUACUUUGCUUGAAAAGCCAGUCGUUGUUGUAACUGUAAAUUAAAUUGAUGGAUCCGAAGGCAAUUAGUGGAGAGGCAGCUCUUCAAACGAGAUCAAAUAUCAUCCUUUCUUUUUACGAUAUAUGAGAAAAUUCACAUGUUUAUUUGUUAAUUAUAAUAUAUAUCUGAAAUUCUUUCUCUC